Menidia menidia (Atlantic silverside) is the source of this 366-nucleotide messenger RNA. The record is from the annotation of a GenBank genome assembly. NCBI's taxonomy places the organism in Eukaryota, Metazoa, Chordata, Actinopteri, Atheriniformes, Atherinopsidae.
GGAGGCGUGGAUAACUUGUGUCUGAGUGUGAGAGGGUGGAUCUUUGGGCUGGGCAUUUUGGUUGCACACCACGCUACCAGCAACACCUGAACAGAGGUGAAACAGUUUUCAGCAGAUUCAGUUUUGUGAGGUGAAUACACACAUAGACGCGGCAACAUGUCUUCCUCCAAAGAUGGUAUCACUGACUAUGAUGCAGACUUUGUAUAUGACUAUGAAACACUACGUAUUGGAGGUCUGACCUUUGCCGGAGUUGUUGUGUUCCUUUCCUUCGUGCUGUUGCUUGAGUGUGGGACCAGGGCUGGAGAGACCGCCGGGGAGCAUCUGCUGAACCAGUCCAGCACGGAGUCUCGCCUGGCCGACCGCUGA